Molecule: messenger RNA, 261 nt
Organism: Penicillium lagena
Lineage: Eukaryota; Fungi; Ascomycota; Eurotiomycetes; Eurotiales; Aspergillaceae
Product: yqcI protein
Exons: 1
Coding region: 1-261 (86 amino acids)
Source: RefSeq, a predicted model, not a curated record
AUGGCCGACGAUAGCUCCCUAGAUUACAAAUCGCUCUCCCUGAAAGCAGGGGAAAGACGCAAACAGGUUGAAAAUGAAGGCAGGCAAGACAAAGAGCGCAACCGACGAACCACUUUUAUGGAAUUCGCGGUUCUGCUUCGAUGGUCAGCCUGCCUUCGGUGCAGCUCUGACACCGCCCAUAACAAGCGACGAUCAAGACUUAUGCCAUGCUUUUGUAUAGUAUUCCACCCCAACUUUGAUACUCUGUUUGCUACGCAGUAG